Messenger RNA from Camelina sativa (false flax), 1024 nucleotides. RefSeq names its product E3 ubiquitin-protein ligase MPSR1. Gene Ontology annotation, biological process: protein ubiquitination. Gene Ontology annotation, molecular function: ubiquitin protein ligase activity. The record is from RefSeq and is a predicted model, not a curated record. Gene Ontology annotation, cellular component: cytoplasm. Lineage: Eukaryota; Viridiplantae; Streptophyta; Magnoliopsida; Brassicales; Brassicaceae.
UAGGUCCCAUUAGUAAAUUACUUUUAAUACUUCUAUAGGAAAAAAAAAAAGUCAUUACACGUUAACAAUUUCUAGAUCUUUCCACAACGUUUACUUGCAACUCUCUUAAAAUCUUGAGAGGCCAUUUUCAUACUCAGAAAACCAAUCUUGUUUGCGAUGGCGACAGAACCAGAAGCUGAGGUUGGAACAGAGACAUCCUCUGUUUCCGGAAGGUUUUUAAGGAACAGAGAUUUAUAUCUCUUCUUGCCUUUUCUCUUAGGCUUUUCUGAUCGAGAAACAUCAACUGGCGAUGAUGAUGAUAAUGAUGUUGCUUCGUCGCGUGAGAGAAUCAUUUUAGUCAACCCUUUUACGCAAGGAAUGAUCGUGCUCGAAGGCUCGUCAGGAUUGAAUCCUCUGCUUCGUGACUUACUGGAGUCACGUGAGGAAGGUCGUCCUCCAGCGUCCAAAGCUUCCAUCGAUGCGAUGCCGGUUGUAGAGAUGGACGGCAGUGAAGGAGAGUGUGUGAUCUGUUUGGAGGAGUGGAAGUCCGAGGAGACGGUGAAGGAGAUGCCGUGUAAGCAUAGGUUUCAUGGUGGAUGUGUAGAGAAAUGGUUAGGGAUUCAUGGAUCGUGUCCUGUUUGUAGGUACGAGAUGCCUGUUGAUGGAGAUGAGGUUGGGAAGAAAAGAAACGACGGGGGAGAGAUUUGGGUUAGGUUUAGUUUCAACGAUGGUCGGAGAGUUAGAGAUUCUUCUGGUCCAGACGAUGGAAGCAGUGAUGGUGAUGGUAAUACUAUUGGAUCUAGUGGCACAGUUGAGUCCGAGAAUUAGGGUUACAUAAGCUUUUUUGUAAACACUUGUUGUACUUUUUUUUUUUUUGGGGGAAAAGUUGAUGUCUUGAUGAUCGUUUUUUUUUUCUUUUCCCAUGAAAAUUAGGAGAUAUUUUUGGUUUCUUUUCGUAUAACUUUCUCCGUUGUGUUUGUUUUCUUGAAUUCAUGUAUUAGAAAGUUGAUGGAUUUUCAAGAAAUCUUUUGGUUUUCUGUUGCAA